Durotheca rogersii is the source of this 1146-nucleotide messenger RNA. RefSeq lists its product as uncharacterized. NCBI's taxonomy places the organism in Eukaryota, Fungi, Ascomycota, Sordariomycetes, Xylariales, Xylariaceae. Bases 293 to 868 code for a protein of 191 amino acids. The record is from RefSeq and is a predicted model, not a curated record. The transcript has 3 exons.
UACGACGGGACCGAGUUGGUCGAACACACGACCAUAAGCGUCGCGUGCGCAUCUGGGAUUGUCCGCCGCCGUUGGUCGGGUUGAGCAGACCCUCGACGGCCGAGAGGGGUGUGACGGUCGGCAGAGUCCGUAGGCGGUUGCGCAUAAACUGCGCCCGGGCUGCGUGCGCGAGCGAUCAAACGACCCAGUACGCCGUCGCCUCCCCGAAUCGCAACCGGAUCCGACUUCGUGUGAUCCCGUUCCCACGUACCGUCCGCAGUGCCUCGAGAAGGCAAUAACCCGUCCAUCCACGAUGGCUAGCAUAUCCAUGGCGACGGGCUCCGGGUCGUCGCCCGUUUACGAGCGCCGUCUGGCCCGCAUCCAUCGCUACCACUGGCCCGCCAUCCAGCUCAAUGUCUGGAUGCUCGUCAUGUUUGCCGCCUCAUGUUGCAUUAUCGGAAUCACUGCAACAUUCAUCAACGUCCAGCAGCAGCUGGAGCUAUACGUGCCAUGGCACUUCCCAUAUUUCAUCACGGUCGCCGUGUUGAUGAUCGUCUACAUCACGGUUCUGCUGUGGCUGAUAGCCCAGAGGCGGCUCCUGCCCUCUAUCGUCAUCAUCGGCUCCUUCAUCUGCUUCGUGCUCUGGAUGGUCGGGCUCAUCGUCAUCAGCAUAGAGCUGUGGGGCCCCGUCGGCUCGGUGAGCUCAAAUUGCAACCUCUUGGUUUGGAGUCAGUCUCCUACCGGGAACAAUCAGGCGACGCUGGCCUGGCUACAGGAAAGGUCCAUAUGUCAGUCAUGGCAAGCCGUCUUCGCCUUCGGCUUGAUAGGGUGUAUAUUUUUGCUAUGGAUCAUCGUCAUGGCGAUACAGGUCUUUUAUGACGAGGCGUGAGGGUCGGGCGUGUCAGGGCGAGCAGAUACGGAGAAGCCAUUACGAAUCUGUGUGCGGGUAUGGGGGCUGGAGCCGUGUAGAACCGGCGCGCCAUCCCUUUGUAUGAAGAUGAUUCACAACGCUCCCUAGUCAAAUCUUGAUCGGUUACGUAUGUACACCUGAGGAUUUGGCGUUGAGACAAUAUUUAAUGAAUAGAAGUUUCUGUUAACAUGGCUAGCUCGCCAGUAUUUAACACGAUAUACUAUUCGGAUGAAGCCGCUUAUUCUUCAAAGUUCCGA